Girardinichthys multiradiatus is the source of this 3624-nucleotide messenger RNA. It is a transcript of the gene slain2, whose product is annotated as SLAIN motif family, member 2. NCBI's taxonomy places the organism in Eukaryota, Metazoa, Chordata, Actinopteri, Cyprinodontiformes, Goodeidae. The transcript is spliced from 9 exons. The record is from RefSeq and is a predicted model, not a curated record. Gene Ontology annotation, cellular component: microtubule plus-end. Gene Ontology annotation, biological process: cytoplasmic microtubule organization; positive regulation of microtubule polymerization; microtubule nucleation. The coding region runs from base 265 to 2088 and encodes 607 amino acids.
CGCGGUGACGUAUGUUGUCCGCCGCCUGUUGGUCUUCCACAGUUGGUGACGAGUAUUAUGAAAAUGGCCUCGACCCUGCCCAUAAACGCGAAUAUCCAGACAAGAUGACGACGCUGAGCUCACUAAGUCAGUUAAACACCCAAGUGUCUUCUUUGAACACGUAGGUAUUGGUAAAGAAAACAAAAAGAAAGGGACUGUCGGCAAAGGAACCGUCAAGAAAACACUCCAGACCGCAGUGUCUUUUCAUUAGGCUGAGGAAUCACUAUGGAGGAUAUCAACUCUAACAUUAACGCGGACUUGGAGGUGCGGAAGCUCCAGGACUUGGUGAAAAAACUCGAGCAACAGAACGAGCAGCUCCGGAGCAGGUCCACUAUGUUGUCUUCGUCCGGAGCCAUGUCAGCGAACCACAGACCCCUGAGCGCCGGGUACGACUCGUCCUCCCUGUCAGUGGGGAUGGCAGCCGGUCUGGCCGGCUUCCCUGGGGUGGGGUUCGGCGAUUCAGGCGGCUAUGGUGGGCCGUUGGAGAACAACCGCUGUUCGAGACCCAGGCUGUCCUACGACGGCAUCAGCUUCAAGAGGGCGUAUGAGUGCGAGGGGGCAUCUGCUGCCACCUCUCUGGCUAGUAUGAACUCCCUUUACCCAGACAACGCCGGGGGGUUGACGGCUGACGGGGAAACCUCAAUUCUAGAUGAAGUGGACAUCUUAGAUCUUGAAGACAUGGACUGUCUAAACGAAGACGAAGACAGCUGGUUAUAUGAAUCCAAACUGAACAGCCCGCUUCAAAAAACCUUGAGUCCUGUUGUGUGGUGUCGGCAAACGUUAGACAACCCCAGUCCUGAGAUGGAAUCGGCCAAGCGCUCGCUCAUCCACAGGCUGGACCUCACCCUGUCAGCCAACAAGCGCAGGAGCCUGUAUGGAAGCCCUUAUCUCCAGCAGAGUUAUGGAAGCCCAUAUAGCACAAAUGCAGCCAACAGCCCCUACAGCAGUGGCUUCAACUCCCCCUCCUCAACGCCUUGCAAAGUGCCCAUUGUCCGACAGCAGCUAAUGCCCGGUAACUCUGUGCACCAGAGAAACGCUGCUGCAGAGAGGAAUCCUCCUGCCAUUAGUCCACAGUCAUCAGUGGACAGCGAGCUGAGCACAUCAGAGAUGGAUGAGGACUCAGUGGGUUCCUCGACUACCUACAAACUUAAUGACGUCACAGAUGUCCAGAUACUGGCACGCAUGCAGGAAGAGAGUUUGAGACAAGAGUACGCCGCCACGGCGUCCAGGCGCAGCUCGGGUUCAUCGUGCCACUCACUGCGGCGCAGCACCUUCAGCGACCAGGAGUUAGAUGCACACAGUCUGGAGGACGAGGAAGAGGCGGUGCACAUGUCCUUUGCCCUGCCCUCCAACCGUUUCAGCCCCUCCCCUCGCCACUCUCCUCGUGUUUCACCAAGGAACUCUCCCCGCUCACGCUCCCCCGCUCGCUCCAUCGACUACAGCCGGGGCUCGCCGCAGCCCAUCAUCAGCCGCCUGCAGCAGCCCCGCCACUCGCUGCAGGGCCACGGCCACGACCUGCAGACCAACGUGGUUAAGAAUGAAGAAAAGCUCCGCCGAAGUCUUCCCAACCUCACACGCUCGGCCACGGUGACAGGUCAGUCACCAGAACCUGUCAAGAACAGCCGCAGCUGUGAGUCCAACCUUCAAGUGCCAAACGGCGGCUCUCCCCGACACCAGAGCCAGUCCUCAACUGCUGCUCAGCUCCCGAGAUACUCCGGUUCUUCUCGCUCAUCCCCGAAACCCAAAGAGCUCCUCCAAAAGCCAACUGCCCUGCGAGUGCCCUCUCCUAGUAAACUCCGAACUCCAGCCACGCCAUCCCCGCUGGCUUUGAGACAACCUGUAAAGGCCACAUCUACCCCUAAUUCUGCCAGCUCCACCCCCACCCGCUCGCUGGCUCCCCCCCGCAGUGGCCUUCCCCGACCGAGUGCUUCUGCAGGAGGAGGCAUCCCUCUGCCUCGAAGCAAGCUGGCUCAACCUGUACGCAGAUCUCUUCCUGCUCCUAGAACAUACGGCAGCGCAGGUGACAACUGGAGAGAAGGUUGUUACUGAGCCCAGCCAGCAGGGGGCUCUCUGGUCACACUAUCAACAGGAAGAAGGAGACAACUCAACAUGGCACUUUAUUUACCUAGAUAAGAUUUUCCUUAAAGAGACAGAAAAACGUGUAUAAAUCAGAGUUUUAAAAAGAACAGGAGAGACUCUAUAAUUUGUCAGAAACGGCAUCCCAUCAUUGUUCUCUGGGGGGACCGGCUCUGGGAAGGAGGGGGGUCAGGCAUAUAGUGCAGACUACACAGAAAAUGCCAAAGAAACCAGGCCGCCUUCAGAGGACAAAUUGCCUGCAGUCAUGUCUACAUGCCCAGCUUCCCUCUCUCCUCCUCUGUUCUCCUGUCACCUCCCUCAGGUUGAAAUGUUUCCACACAUUUCUGUUACUAUGCUCUGUGUUCAGCAGAUGUUGGUGAGUGAUCUCUAUGAUGAUGCCGUGCAGGUGAACUGUCCCGUGGUGUUAAGAUAAUUUUUUGAUGUCUUGCAACAGUGAAAGCACCUCUUGUGUGGGUACAACUCUGUAGUCGUUCCUCUUCUAAAGAAAAACAUCAGCCAGAAUGUAUGCACAAGUUUGUUUUUCAAAUUAUUUAUUCAAAUUAUUUAAGAAGCAUAUGUCCAAACAUCCAUAUCAGUAUUUUGAUUAAAGUUUUCUGUUUGAAAUUGUUCAUUUUGAACCUCAGCUGCAAGCUAACUCUCCAAAGCCUUGUUUUCGUUGGAAGUGUCCGAUCCGUUCUGGUGGGAAAAAUCAGGAAACGAGGGACACCUCGGCCCAAGCCCCGGUUCUGACAUUUCUCAGAGUGCUCAGUUAAAGGACAGGUUGUUGUCAUUAAACUGAAGUUUUAUUUGUUAAAAAACAGAUUUAAUCAUUUUUUUUUUAAAGAAACAGAAUAUCACUGUCACCCAUUUAGCCAAUGCAACCAAGACAACUUCAGUGUUUUCCAGUGAUCUGUCAUUUAAGGGGAGAAAAAAAAGGAAUUAAAUUUACAAUAAAUUCAAGGAAUAAAAUGAGAGUUUGGAAACGUUUUAAUAAGCUUUCACCCGAUGUGCUACAUGAAUCAAAAAAGGCAUGCCAGUGUUAGGAAAGGUGUUUGGGUCAUUGCUGUGAUGGGUGUCUUUAAUUAGUGCCUAUAAGUUAAAAUUUCACUUUUUGAGUUUGAGCUUAAGAUUUUGUAUGUUUAUCAUUUGUGCCAACUCCUUUCUUUGCCAACAUUGUUUUCAACUUUGCAUCUAUGCCUGAUUGAUAUGCUUGACUGUUUUUGUAACUGAAUCAACACACUUAUAAUUGCUUUACAAAUGUUCCUUCUGCCUUUUUUAUUUAUAGAAAAAAAAUCCUGUUUCUGUAAAUGAAACUAUUUAUUAAAGAGAUGGGGGCCUGUCAAAGCUCCGAUUUGGUGGGAAGCCAGGAUGAAUGUUGCAAAAAGACAAACACACUUUGUGUGAAACUUUUUUUUUUUUAAAUGAACUUUUUUUAUAACCACAAACAUGACAUAUGGUUUCCCUGUGUAAAGUCACAUUUCAAAUGAAAAUUAAAACGUUUCUCCUUUC